Salarias fasciatus (jewelled blenny) is the source of this 5340-nucleotide messenger RNA. It is a transcript of the gene col2a1b, whose product is annotated as collagen, type II, alpha 1b. Lineage: Eukaryota; Metazoa; Chordata; Actinopteri; Blenniiformes; Blenniidae. Gene Ontology annotation, molecular function: extracellular matrix structural constituent; protein binding. The record is from RefSeq and is a predicted model, not a curated record. The coding region runs from base 246 to 4718 and encodes 1490 amino acids. The transcript has 54 exons.
UGGAGCGGUCGGUGCUGAGUGUCUGCUGCAGGUCCGGGUCCUGGCGCUGGAUUCCCCCAUCGGGCUUUUUUUUUUUCUUUUUUUUUUUCUUUUUUUUUUUUUUUUUUUUUUUUUGGGAAGGGUGAAUGUCGAAUGAUCCUUCUUUUGUAACUGGGGAUACAAACACUAAAUACUGAGAGAAGCCUCCGCUCCCUUCGCACCUUUAUUUCUGCCUAAAGGCCCCCCUGCAUGUCUAAUAUUUAGACAUGUUGAGUUUAUUGGAUUCCAGGACUGUACUGCUACUUGUAGCGACCCAAGCGUGUCUAUUAGCCGUGGUGAGAUGUCAGGAGGACGAGCAGGAGGAUGCUUUUAGCUGUGUACAGGAUGGACAGCGGUAUAGUGAUAAGGACGUAUGGAAACCAGAGCCUUGUCGCAUCUGUGUGUGUGACACUGGAACCGUCCUGUGUGAUGAGAUUGUCUGCGAGGAGCUAAAAGACUGCCCCAAACCUGAAAUCCCAUUUGGAGAGUGCUGCCCCAUCUGCGCUGCUGACCAGUCGCCACCCAUUGGAGCACCCGGAGCAAAGGGUCAGAAAGGUGAACCCGGAGACAUUACUGAUGUUGUAGGACCAAGAGGACCAGCUGGCCCCAUGGGCCCUCCAGGAGAGCAAGGACCCCGCGGAGCGAGAGGAGAGAAAGGAGAGAAGGGAAGCCCUGGUCCCCGUGGCAGAGAUGGUGAGCCCGGCACCCCCGGAAACCCCGGCCCCCCUGGACCUCCAGGACCUAAUGGCCCCCCUGGCCUCGGUGGGAACUUUGCUGCUCAGAUGGCCGGAGGUUUCGAUGAGAAGGCUGGCGGCGCACAGAUGGGCGUGAUGCAAGGACCAAUGGGCCCUAUGGGACCAAGAGGACCGCCUGGCCCCUCCGGAUCACCUGGCCCACAAGGUUUCCAAGGCAACCCAGGAGAGGCUGGAGAGCCCGGACAAUCUGGCCCCAUGGGUCCCCGUGGACCUCCUGGACCCCCUGGAAAACCUGGAGAUGAUGGUGAAGCUGGCAAACCUGGUAAAGGAGGUGAGCGUGGACCGACUGGACCUCAGGGAGCUCGUGGAUUCCCAGGAACCCCUGGUCUGCCGGGCAUCAAAGGACACAGAGGUUACCCCGGUCUUGAUGGUGCAAAGGGAGAAACCGGAGCCGUUGGUGCAAAGGGUGAGGCUGGCGCUCCUGGAGAGAACGGUGCUCCUGGACCCAUGGGACCUCGCGGUUUGCCUGGUGAGAGAGGACGCCCCGGACCCAGCGGAGCUGCUGGAGCUCGUGGAAAUGAUGGCUUGUCCGGUCCUGCCGGUCCUCCCGGUCCCGUUGGUCCUGCUGGAGCUCCGGGUUUCCCUGGCUCUCCUGGUGCAAAGGGAGAAGCUGGACCGACUGGCGCUCGUGGACCGGAGGGUGCUCAGGGACCCCGAGGAGAGUCAGGUACUCCUGGAUCAUCUGGACCUUCUGGAGCUUCUGGUAAUCCUGGAACCGACGGCAUCCCUGGAGCUAAAGGAUCAGCUGGUGCUCCUGGUAUCGCCGGUGCUCCUGGUUUCCCCGGACCUCGAGGACCUCCUGGGCCUCAGGGGGCCACCGGACCACUCGGACCUAAAGGAACAUCUGGAGAUCCAGGUAUUCCAGGAUUCAAGGGAGAGGCUGGACCCAAAGGAGAAAUCGGACCAGCUGGUCUUCAGGGACCAAACGGCCCACAGGGAGAGGAAGGCAAGAGAGGACCCAGGGGUGAGCCUGGCGCUGCUGGACCACUCGGACCUCCAGGAGAGAGAGGAGCCCCCGGUAACCGUGGUUUCCCCGGUCAGGAUGGUCUGGCGGGUCCCAAGGGAGCCCCAGGUGAGCGAGGACCCUCUGGGGCCAGCGGUCCCAAGGGAGCCAACGGUGACCCUGGACGUCCCGGAGAGCCCGGUCUGCCCGGUGCCAGAGGUCUGACUGGACGCCCUGGUGAUGCUGGUCCUCAAGGCAAAGUUGGACCCUCUGGAGCUGCUGGUGAGGAUGGUCGCCCCGGACCCCCCGGACCGCAGGGCGCCCGCGGACAGCCUGGCGUUAUGGGAUUCCCUGGACCCAAAGGAGCAACUGGCGAACCUGGAAAGUCUGGUGAGAAAGGACUGCUUGGAGCUCCGGGUCUAAGAGGUCUGCCUGGUAAAGAUGGAGAAACUGGCGCAGCUGGACCCCCAGGCCCUGCAGGUCCUGCUGGAGAAAGAGGAGAGCAAGGACAGCCGGGCCCCUCAGGCUUCCAGGGUCUGCCUGGACCUCCUGGCCCCCCAGGUGAAGGAGGCAAGCCCGGAGACCAGGGCGUCCCAGGAGAGGCUGGCGCUGCCGGUGCCACUGGACCUAGAGGCGAGCGAGGUUUCCCCGGAGAGAGAGGAGCCGCCGGUCCUCAGGGUCUGCAGGGACCGAGAGGUCUGCCGGGAACUCCUGGAACUGACGGACCCAAGGGAGCGAUCGGACCUGCUGGGACCGGCGGAGCUCAGGGACCCCCUGGUCUGCAGGGUAUGCCCGGAGAGCGAGGAGCUGCUGGCAUUCCUGGACCCAAAGGAGACAGAGGUGACCUUGGAGAGAAGGGACCUGAAGGUGCUCCUGGAAAAGACGGUGCUAGAGGCCUCACGGGUCCCAUCGGUCCUCCGGGCCCUGGUGGUCCCAACGGUGAGAAGGGUGAAUCUGGUCCUGCUGGCCCCUCUGGAGCUCCUGGUACCCGCGGUGCUCCCGGCGACAGGGGAGAGACUGGACCUCCUGGACCCGCUGGUUUUGCUGGACCUCCUGGAGCCGACGGUCAGCCCGGUACGAAGGGAGAGCAGGGAGAGUCCGGACAGAAGGGAGACGCCGGUGCUCCUGGACCCCAGGGACCAUCCGGCGCCCCAGGACCUGCAGGUCCUACAGGAGUUUCUGGGCCUAAAGGCGCUCGCGGUGCACAGGGACCUUCUGGUGCCACCGGUUUCCCUGGAGCUGCGGGCCGAGUCGGACCGCCCGGUCCCAAUGGUAACCCCGGACCUGCAGGUCCUGCUGGCCCCCCCGGUAAAGAUGGACCUAAGGGUGUGAGGGGAGAUGGCGGACCCCCGGGCAGACAGGGUGACGCUGGACUGCGAGGCCCCGCCGGAGCUUCCGGAGAGAAAGGAGACGCCGGAGAGGAUGGUCCACCUGGUCCUCCCGGACCAUCAGGUCCUGCAGGGUUGGCUGGUCAGCGCGGUAUCGUCGGUCUACCCGGACAGCGUGGUGAGAGAGGCUUCCCCGGCCUGCCUGGACCUUCUGGUGAGCCCGGUAAGCAGGGGAGUCCCGGAGGCAGCGGAGACCGAGGACCCCCCGGACCUGUAGGACCACCUGGACUCACGGGACCCGCAGGAGAGCCUGGCAGAGAGGGCAACCCUGGAUCCGACGGACCUCCUGGGAGAGACGGUGCGACUGGAGUCAAGGGGGAUCGCGGUAACACCGGCCCGGCUGGUGCCCCUGGUGCUCCUGGUGCUCCUGGUGCGUCCGGCCCUGUUGGUCCUACCGGCAAGCAAGGAGACAGAGGAGAGCCUGGUGCACAGGGACCUGCUGGACCUCCAGGACCUGCUGGAGCCAGAGGAAUGCCUGGACCACAAGGACCCCGUGGUGACAAGGGUGAGGCAGGAGAGGCGGGCGAGCGAGGACAGAAGGGACACCGAGGCUUCACCGGUCUGCAGGGUCUCCCCGGACCGCCCGGUCAAGCUGGAGACCAGGGAGCCACUGGACCUGCAGGACCUGCCGGACAGCGCGGACCACCUGGACCUGUUGGCCCUGCUGGAAAGGACGGAUCCAACGGUCUGCCGGGGCCCAUCGGACCGCCUGGACCACGAGGACGCUCUGGAGAGACCGGUCCUUCUGGUCCUCCCGGAAACCCCGGACCCCCCGGACCCCCAGGUCCCCCCGGCCCCGGCAUCGACAUGUCUGCCUUCGCCGGUCUGGGUCAGACUGAGAAGUCCCCCGAUCCUCUCAGGUACAUGAGGGCCGACCAGGCCGCCGGAAACCUCCGCCAGCACGACGCCGAGGUGGACGCCACGCUCAAGUCCCUCAACAACCAGAUCGAGAACAUCCGCAGCCCGGAGGGAUCCAAGAAGAACCCCGCUCGCACAUGCAGGGACCUGAAGCUGUGCCACCCCGACUGGAAGAGCGGAGAGUACUGGAUUGAUCCCAAUCAGGGCUGCACAGUCGACGCCAUCAAGGUCUUCUGCAACAUGGAGACCGGCGAGUCCUGCGUCCAGCCCAAACCGUCCGGCAUCCCUCGCAAGAACUGGUGGUCCAGCAAGAGCAAGGACCGCAAGCACAUCUGGUUCGGAGAAACCAUGAAUGGAGGAUUCCACUUCAGCUACGGUGACGACAGCCUGGCGCCCAACACCGCCGCCAUCCAGAUGACCUUCCUGAGACUCCUGUCCACCGAGGCGUCCCAGAACCUCACCUACCACUGCAAGAACAGCGUGGCCUACAUGGACGCCUCGACGGGCAACCUGAAGAAGGCCGUGCUGCUGCAGGGCUCCAACGACGUGGAGAUCAGAGCCGAGGGCAACAGCCGCUUCACUUACAGCGUGAUGGAAGACGGCUGCACGAAACACACGGGACACUGGGGCAAGACGGUGAUGGAGUACCGAUCGCAGAAGACCUCCCGCCUGCCCAUCGUGGACAUUGCCCCCAUGGAUAUUGGCGGAGCAGAUCAGGAGUUUGGCGUGGAUGUCGGGCCAGUCUGCUUCUUGUAAAGCAGGAGGGACUGAAGAGGAGAGAAAGAAACAAAGUGGCAAUUUGAAAAAAAAAAUGAAUAAGUAAAUGAAAGAGGAGCACGGAGGAGAAAGAAAGAAAGAAAAAUCAAGACACUUUUUUUUUUUUUUUUUUUUAAUGGGACUUUUUUUUCUAAGUAAAAAGUGCUUUUUUUCCAAGUCGAACUCCGUAGGAUAUCUGCACUGAAUGGCACCAGCAACUGUCAUUUGUGAUUCACCCAGCUAGGCCCUCCAGUCAGCUUGCCACCCCCUCCCCCCUACACCCUUCUCACACUCCCCACCCAAACUAUGGACACUGCAUUCCCCCACAUCUCCCUCCCAUCAUCCUUUGCGAUCAGCAGUCUUACUCGUUUAUCCAGGACCAAGAAGGAGGAAGUACGAGGAGAGCCCAGGAGCGCACCAGGGAGCGAGAGAGAGAGAGAGAGAGAGAGCAAAGAGUCGGUGUUAUUUAUUUAUUGUUUAGGUUUGGGUCCCAGGUGUGGUAGGACUGUUGCUAAGAAGUAAAACAGCCCACUUAAACAUAUUUAAUAAAAGGAGAGAGAGGAAAAAAAAAAAAACGCUAUUCACCUAGUUUUUCUCUUACUUCCUCCUUUUUUCUUUUUAA